Molecule: messenger RNA, 3230 nt
Organism: Musca domestica (house fly)
Lineage: Eukaryota; Metazoa; Arthropoda; Insecta; Diptera; Muscidae
Gene: E23
Exons: 10
Coding region: 583-2940 (785 amino acids)
Cellular component (GO): plasma membrane
Molecular function (GO): ABC-type transporter activity; ATP binding; ATP hydrolysis activity
Source: RefSeq, a predicted model, not a curated record
UUCAGUUAAAAUUCGAGAUCGGUCGUUGACGGUACACAGGUCGCAAUUCUUACAUGACGGUGCGAAACAUUAUUAUGUUGUUGUUGUGAUCGAACCUAGUGAGCAAUAUCGUUGAAAUUUUGUUGUAGCUUCAGUGAUUAUAUUAUAUGUGUACAUAGUACAAACACAUUUAUAUUGUAACUUACAUAUGCAUGCACAUAUUUACAUACCUAACAACGCCUUCACUGCACAAAGGUACAUACGCAUUGUUUGGCAUGCAGACGAUGUUUUUUCAUACAUCCUAAUAUAGGGGAUUAUAAUAGGAGCCAAUCUACAACAAAGGAGGAUCGACAAAAUCAGCAGCAAAGGAUAUGGGCCCUUGUCAUUCCCAUCUUCCAUUUAAAAUAUUUUGUAAAAUAUCACAAUAAACUAUUUCAACUAUUGGAAAAGUCACUGAAAGCGUUACCUACAAUUCGACAUAGCGCACAAAUAUAUUCAACUUUCCCACUACAAUACAUCGUUUUGUGUGUCCGUAAGUGCUGUAGUUGCAGACUUAAUGUGGGUUGACUGCAGAUUAUCAAGAGCUUUCGUUCGAUUGGAGUCAUGGAAAAUUAUGAAGGUCCCUUGCCAUCAAAUGAAAACAUUUCAAAGACUGUAUAUUCUAGAAAUAAAAAAUCGUGUAAUGCAUCCGAUCGUUGUAUAACAACAAAGUAUUAUUCGACCUGUCAUAAUUCCUUUAUUCAUAUGGAACGAAAUGCUUGUUUUCAAAAUUCAAUAGAAAAUACUAAUCAAAACUGCCAGACGCAGGAAUCUAAUCGUGGCGACGAAACUCCGUUGAGUACUGUACUGGGAAAGAAGCCAUUAAAUGCGCAAUAUCAUAAAAACAUGGGCCAGACUGUUAAUGGAGCAUUGAGAAAUAAUAUCAGAAGAGACCAGAUGACAUUGAACAUGCCAUUCCACAGUGAACCACAUCGGACGUUAUAUCUGUCGUUCCAGAAUAUCACAGUGCUGCACAAUGAUCGUAAGAUAUUGGACAAUGUCAGUGGGGCGGCAUGUCCUGGCGAAAUUCUAGCGGUUAUGGGUCCAUCUGGUAGUGGAAAAACCACAUUGCUAGAUUCGCUUAGCUGUCAGAGGAAAAUGGGCACCGUCGGCCGCAUAUGUGUCAAUGGUGAACCAUUGUCAAAGAAAUGGCGACGCAAAAUAUGUUAUGUCCUGCAGGAUGAGAUUUUCUUCCCCAGCCUUACACUAAGAGAAACUGUCACCUAUGCAGCCCUACUGCGUUUGCCAGAGAAGAUGCCGAAAAUUGAAAAGAUUGCAGUGGUGGACAGCAUCAUAGAAUCACUAGAACUGACCUCCUGUCAACACACGAAAUUCGGCGAUUACAUGAAUCGAGGUUUGUCGGGCGGUGAGAAGAGAAGGGCAAACAUAGCAUGUGAAUUGCUGACAAAUCCUCUUUUAAUGCUACUGGAUGAACCCACAUCUGGUCUAGAUAGUCACGCCGCAAUCUCCCUUAUGAAAAUAUUGAAACGUUACGCCAUUCAAGAACAAAAAACAGUUGUGAUAACCGUACAUCAACCUUCAUCGGAGAUGUUCCGCAUGUUUGAUAAGCUACUGCUGCUCUACAAUGGUUGUACAGCGUACUUUGGCGGGGUGAAUAACAUUUGCGAAUAUUUCCAAGAUAUCGGAGUGGUAAUAAAGCCCCACUACAACCCCGCAGAAUUCGUACUUGAGCAGAUAAAAUCGAAUCCUGAUACACGAGAGAAACUUUUUGUGGCGGCAAAAGAAUCCUACAGUAAUUUUCUAAAUCAGAACUGCCUGGGAACCAAUGGCAUCAUUGAGGCCAACGAAAUAGAAAGAUUUUGUUCCAAGGCGAUGGCCAGCAACGAAGAAAAGCACCAGGACAAUGUGCUGAUCAACCAUAUAAUUCACAAUUACUAUAACGAUGUACAUAUGAGUGGAAAUCGUCUGGGCAGCGAAUCAAAGGAAAGUCGACUGAAUUUUAAUCUUGAGUCGUGCCAAAGGAGUUGUGAAGAGGCCACACAACAAUUGUGCCCCAGCGAGUUGCAAUCGGACACCAGUACUUUACCCAUUGAUAAUCCGGAUUGGCUCGAUUAUCCAACCCAGUUUCACACCCAAUUCCGGGUGCUGUCCAAUAGAAACUUCAAGGAAGCCAAAGCACGCAUGCUUUCGAAGCUCAAUUGGUUUCAAACUAUCGGUCUAUCGCUAAUGACCGGCGCCAUAUGGUACGAUAUUCCGCGAACUGAAGAAUACUUGCACGACCUUCAAGGAUGGAUGUUUUUCUCACAAACAUAUUGGAUGCUGUUUGCAUUAUUUGGUGCUUUAAAUUCAUUUCCUUCAGAGCGGGAGGUUAUCAACAAAGAAAGGCGUUCUGGGUCAUACAGAUUGUCAGCUUAUUACUUGGCCAAAAUGUUCGGAGAGCUGCCGUUGGUUGUAACAUUACCAACAGUCUAUCUGCUGAUAUCAUAUUCCUUAUUGGGUUGUUCAAGCCUCAAGCUAUUUCUCUUGAUGCUGGUAUUCCUGCUCCUCAAUACCGUGGUAGCACAAAGUGUUGGCUUCUUUAUCGGCGCCUGCUGCAUGGACAUGAAUGUGAGUAUAACGCUUAGUGCUCUUUACACACUGGCAACUCAGCUGUUUGGCGGAUUUCUGUCAACGCGGAUUCCCGAGUUUCUUAGUUGGAUUCGGUACACAUCAAUGAUUCAUUAUGCCUACCAGAAUAUGCAAAUCUUGGAAUUCAGGGAAGGAGCGCCCAUUGUAUGCAAACAACCGAGCAGCUAUGAGGCGUGUGCCAAUAGCGAUACAAUACCAUAUGAAGACAUUCUAAGAUCUCAAAAUUACACAACGCCUCUAUGGCUGAACACAUUGGUUCUGGUCUCAUUCCUGGUACUAUUUCGUGGUUUAGGAUACACGGUACUUCGGUAUUUUCGGUGUCCCAGAACAUGACACCAGUACAAAAGAAAUAUGGAUGCGAAACAUUCCUUGGCAAAGUCGCGAUCCAGUAAAAAGUUUAUUCGUCUCUAGCUCUUAGCAUUAUCUCUAUUUUUAAUGAACCAUUCCGGUUGCCAGCUUUUUUCACACUUCACUUUCACAGGGUAUGCAUUUUUGUUAUUUUAAAGACACUAUUUCUAGUGUUUAAUUAUAUACUGUGUUAUUUUUAUUUAAAUAUAUUUUUAUUGUAAAUUUUAUAUUACAAAAUAAGAAAAAUCAAAGUCGUUGGAUACGACACCAGAAAA